AUGAAAGCACAGAGAAUUCUGACACGCUUCAUCUUGGUUCUGUUGAUGCUAUUAGGAUCGUCUUCAGAUGUUCACGCGCAAGUAUCAAAAACCUCAUGUUUUAUUUCUUUACCGCGUAUUAACUUCCUGUUUGUAGGAGGAGGGAAUUGUAUGGCGGAUACAGACUGUAACUCUGCUGCAAGCGGAGGAUUCUGUAACCUUGGACCCAACUCCUGUAUAUGUAUUAAUGGAUUCACAGGAGCAAACUGUCAGACAGCCCCAACCUCUCCUUCUGGUAACGGAUCCGGAAGUUCCUUAGCCAUGUUAACCAGUAACAACGCUGUCCUAUUGCUGACCCUUGGUGCAUUUUUCUUUAUUUUUCUUAAAAAGGAACGGUCACGUGAAGAAGAGAAUCAAAUUUUGGAUUACGCCCUCUACAGGGAAUAUCUGCAUCACUCCUAAAAACAAGGUCAACAA
Molecule: messenger RNA, 456 nt
Organism: Saccostrea echinata
Lineage: Eukaryota; Metazoa; Mollusca; Bivalvia; Ostreida; Ostreidae
Exons: 4
Coding region: 1-441 (146 amino acids)
Source: RefSeq, a predicted model, not a curated record